Trifolium pratense (red clover) is the source of this 1519-nucleotide messenger RNA. RefSeq names its product F-box/LRR-repeat protein 20-like. The transcript is spliced from 2 exons. Gene Ontology annotation, cellular component: SCF ubiquitin ligase complex. Bases 1 to 1419 code for a protein of 472 amino acids. Lineage: Eukaryota; Viridiplantae; Streptophyta; Magnoliopsida; Fabales; Fabaceae. Gene Ontology annotation, biological process: SCF-dependent proteasomal ubiquitin-dependent protein catabolic process. The record is from RefSeq and is a predicted model, not a curated record.
AUGGUUUCAUCAUAUAUACCUGAUGAACUUUGGGAAUCUAUUUUUAAAUUCAUAAUCUACGACGACUAUGACUACAGCCGUUGUUCUCUAUCUCAUGUAUCUAAACACUUCCUCUCCAUCACCAACCGUCUCCUAUUCUCACUUACUCUCCACGACGAAUCAACAUGUUGUCGCCUCCUCACACGAUUCACCAACCUCGACUCCCUCAACCUCACAAGCAAAUACAUUGACCUCGACAACCUUCUCAUUGAAAUCUCUCGUUUCCCAUUGAAACUCACAUCACUCAAUCUAUCCGAACAACCUACCAUACCGGCAAUUGGGCUGCGAGCUUUUUCAAAAAAGAUUACAACUUUGACCUCUCUCACUUGUUCCCACAUUGAUUCUAUUAGUAACUCUGAUUUGUUCCUCAUCGCAGAAUGUUUCCCUUUGCUCCAAGAACUUAACUUUCGUUAUCCUUGUCCCUCAAUCUCAAGCAUAGAAGAUUCUUAUCAUCAAGUUUGCAGUAGCUAUGUUGAUGGGAUAAAGGCUCUUUCACUUGCACUUAUCAAACUCCGCAAGGUUAAUCUUUCUGGAUUUCCCCUAAACAAUGAAUCACUUUUCCACUUGUUUAACAAUUGUAAACUUCUCCAAGAAGUCAUCAUGAUUAGAUGUGAUGCAAUAACCUACACAGGACUUGCUUAUGCUCUCCGUGAGAGACCGACGUUGAAUUCUUUAUCGUUUCAUUCUUUUGAAAGUGGUGAGUUUGAUACUUUAAAUUUCAUUAACUCGUUGGUGAGUUUGAAGGGUUUGACUUGUCUUGUUUUGUACGAUAUGAAUAUCUCAGAUGAAUUGCUAUAUUCUAUUGCAAGGAAACGUCUUCCUUUGACGAAACUUGACCUUUCAUUUUGCACCGGCUAUAGUUAUGCUGGAAUCUUACGUUUGUUAACCAAGUGUCAACGUAUCCAACAUUUGAAUCUUCAAGGUGCUGAAUAUCUGACUGAUCAACAUGUUGUCCAAUUGUCUUCAUUUCUUGGUGAUUUAGUGUACAUAAACCUUAGUUAUUGUGAUGAACUCACAGAAUCAACAUUGUUAGCACUCGCUAGGAAAUGUCCUUCACUUAGUAAGAUGAUAAUGGAAACAUUUGGGAAUAAGAUUGUUAGGCUUUCAGAUUCUUUAUUACAGGAAUCUGGUGUAUACCCUCAAUUAAAAUCUCUCUGUUUGGGUGGCAAUCUAUGGUUUAGUUAUGAAGGCGCCAUAAUGGUAGCUUCCAUUUUCCCCAAUUUGAAGCUGUUUAAUUUGAAUGCUUGCACUUGCUCCCUCAAGGUGUUUGAUUUGUAUUCUUGCCCUUGGUUAUCUGAAGGAAAUUGUCAAGAUUUAAGGAAACGUUGUAAAGUUACAUAUAUCAACUUAGCCGAAUGGUCAAGAAUGAAGCUACUUUGAAGUUUGAACUCUGUUACUAGAGAUCCAGAGAAGAUGGUUGCAGUUCAAAGAAAUAUAAGCAUGUUUGGAAUUAAAGAAAUAGCUAAUACUGGAAAUUUUC